UAAGCCCUCUCACUAGCUCCACCCACAGAGGAAACGGCAGCGGUCCGGACUGGCUGACAGGGGAAGAGCCAGCCAGGCAUUGCAUCGUGAUUGGCCCAGUGAUUCUUUUCGAAGUUUGCAGCAUCCAGUCGGAAGGUGCGGAGCGUUGUAAAGCGGUUCUAGGAAAUCCUCCGCGAGAUUCUCACGGAAAGUAGUCCCUGAGGCACCAGCUUAGCCGCUGGCCGCUGAUUCUUAAGUCACCCGCAGCUAGCGAGGGGCUUCUCCCCGGAUCUAUGAAGCCUGUUUCGGAGACGGCGCGGUGUAGAUCUGUGAGGGUGCAUGGUGCGCGCCGACACGUGCGGGCGGCAGCGGCGCAGAGAUCUGUAGAGUAACGCCGUCCGCCUGGGAGGCGGGGCCGCGAUUUGAAUCUGCUGGCGGGCGGCGGAGAGUGAGGGGCGGGGCUGCUAAGGCGGGCUGCGGGGCUGCGGGGCUGCGGGGCUGCGGGGCUGCGGUGUCCGCGACCCCCGACUGGACCGCGCUCGUUGUCAUUUUUCGAGAAAAGCCUUCAAGCCCCCAAAGCGGCUGCCCGGGAGGCACGGCCCCUAGACGCUCUGCUGCAGCCGGGCGCCCCGCACCUCGGAGCGGAAGUGAGAGAUGGAUGCCAAUUCCGAGGGUGGCGAGUCUCUGGAAGCUAAGGGGCCUCUAACUCCUACCGCUGAAAAUGCCUCUUUGAUUUUGGGAAAUAGGUGUACAUCUCCUCAGAAGCGUUCAGCUGAAGUGACUUCCAGUCUUUGUACUCCAGAUACAUUUAAAUCACCUAUGAACUUUUCCACUGUAACUGUAGAGCAGCUGGGAAUUACGCCACAGAGCUUUGUCAAGAACUCUGCAGGAAAGACACUGUCCUCUCUUAAGAAAUCCCGAAGGCGCUCUACAAUCGGUGCUCGGGGUUCUCCUGAAACAAACCAUCUUAUUCGCUUCAUUGCUCAACAGCGCAGUUUAAAGAACACAGAGAAAUCACCUUUGCUGCUGAAUUCCCCUUUUCAGCACAGUCCUGGAUUAUAUAGAAAUGUUAAUUCUUUGAGAGAGCGAAUGUCUGCUUUCCAGUCGGCUUUUCACUCCAUAAAGGAAAACGAGAAAAUGACUGACCUUCCUAAAUUCUCAGAGGUGAAAGGAGAUUUUGAGAUAACAGACUCUGCCAAAAAGAAAAGCAUUGAUAAAUGUCCCCAGUAUGAGUUACCUGCAAAGUUAUUGUCCAAACGUCGGAGAAUAUCCUCUCACAGCAAUUCUUGUGAAAAUCUAACUGAUGCUGCACUUGGUCUCCAGAUAUUUAAUAUCGCUUCUGCUCCCAAUACAGACAAAACUUGUGCUGUUGAAACUUCUCUCCCAGGCUUUCCCGAGAAAUUUUCUGAGACUUGUUUAUCACAGUCUGGAUCCUUGGCUGAAGAGUCCGUUCCACUUUCGGAUAUCACAGAGGCUUCACUGGGGAUCAAGGUUGCUAACUGUGUGGAAAGCAAAGAGUCAAGUGGUGCUGUGGAGGUGAGCACAGAUACAGCUCCUGAAAUCAGGUCCCUGUUUUCUACACUGUAUAAGAGGGAAAUUCCACCUUCUGAGACCUUUGUCCUUCGUUCUGUACUGAAGAAACCUUCUGUUAAGGCAUGCGUGGAAAGCCUACAGGAACAUCGUGACAACUUCUGUGAAGAUGGAACUCAUCCAAAUUUGACCUCAAAACUUACAAACUGUUGCAAAGAACGAAAGACCGGUCAAGAAAGUUUUAAGGAACCCACCUCUUUAAAUAUGAAGAAGAGGAAGAGAGUUACUUUUGGAGAGGACUUGAGCCCUGAAGUCUUUGAUGAAUCCCUGCCAGCAAACACUCCACUACGCAAAGGAGGAACUCCUGUUAGUCGGAAGGAUGUGAGUGCUGCUAGUCCCCUGCCCCCUGACCAGUCUCCGGUGGCUCUACCCCUGCCACAACCAAACUUUGAUGAUGAUGACGACAAGGAGGAGAAUCUUGAAAAUAUAGAGCCUCUUCAGGAAUCAUUUGCAGUUCUGAGUCCUCUUAAUAAGUCUUCAGCCUCUGAGACACUUUCAGGGACUGAUGUUAUUAAUUCUUCAAAUAACCACGAGAAUAAGUCCUCCCAUAAAGUCGGUAGAGUAACACGACCCUCAAACAGAAGAAAUGAAGGAACUCAGGGCCUCAUUCAUGCUACAGGACCAGGCUCCAGGCUCCUGUACCAGUUGGUUGGUUUCACAGAAGAGAGUGCUUGCAACUUACAGAACACCACUCAACCUUGUAAAGAAAAGAAAGUUAAGAGAAAGAAGUCUCAAGAAAGCAAGCGCACAGACAAAGCACUUCCUAAAAAGAAUCAGGUUUUAAAAACUGGCAGAAAGAAGAAAGGAAGAGGAAAGAAAGCUGUCCAGAAGUCUCUGUAUGGGGAACGAGAGAUUGCUUCUAAGAAGCCACUCCUGAGUCCCAUUCCUGAACUGCCUGAGUUCUCUGAGCUGACACCCUCAGUCCCAGGCACCCAAAGCACCUGCUUAGAUAACGUCAACUCAGAUAGUGAGCUUGAAGAAGGAAACAUUACUGAAAGAAAGAAUCUUUGGCCAGAGAGCCCAGAUUUACAGCUAUACCAAGGCUUUACUGAAUGUGAUGUGUCUGAGGCCUGUAGUCUCUGCAUAAAAAGUUCCUCUUCCUCUUCUACCUCUACUUCUGAUCAAGACACACAUAUAAAUGCUAAAAAAGUUUAUGAAAAUCAAAAGCUUCCAAAAGCUGAAAUCAAAUUGGAAAGUGAAAACGAAGUAGAAACAGGGACUGAAAAAGAAAGCAAUGCUAUUUCUUGUAAUUCUGUGAUGGCACCACACACUGUUGCGUACGACCCCAAACCUGAUUAUCUCAGGGAGUCCCAAGAAUUCUCUGCUACUGGUCAACUUGUGAAAAACCUUCUUCAAAGAUCAGAAGGUAUCAAUGUAAGAUGUAAGGAAAAGGUUGAUAUCUUAGGAUCUCGAGAAGAAAAGCUGCAGGCCAGGCAUUCCAUGCCCAACUCACUAAAAGAAAAUGAUUGUUCAGAUGGUGUCUUAAUUAGUAGUAUAAAGGAAAGUCAAAGUGAGGAUUUGGGAAAAGCAGCCACAGAAAAUAGUAGUGGAGUAAGUAGUAGAGAAAGGAAACAGAGAAGGCGUUCCAUGUGUCAUCCUGAUACUCAGAGAAUACAUUUGGAUAAAAGUGGAAAUCGGCAGUCUUCUGUGAGCAGCUCCAUAGAAAACGGUUUAGAAAAUUGUGACCUGUACAGAGACUUAUCUGACGCCAUCGAGCAGACUUUCCAGAGAACAAACCGUGAGACCAAAGUCAGACGGAGCACUAGGCUGCAGAAAGAUCUGGAAAAUGAAGGGCUUGUGUGGAUUUCACUGCCAUUCUCUUCUGCUUCCUGCACUGCUCCCCAGAACAAAAGGAGAACAAUAUGUGCAUUUGACCACAAAGGGAUGGAAAGUCUAUCCCCCAGAAAAGAAAUGGUGUCCUCUAAACAAACAGCCCGAGUGCCCCCCUCCAUCCCAGGUAAAGAGAACAAUAAAGGUAAAAAGAACAGGGAGGGUUUUGCUGCCGCUUCAUCUAGUGUGCCUGGCAGGAGGAGGAGAAGCUUCUGUACAUCUACGCUUGCCAACACGAGAAAUCCCACUCGGUCACAGCCCUCGAAAGAAGAACCUUUCUGAAGCAGAGGGCGAAAACCCUCUUGAGGACCCACCCAGCAGAGAUCUAAAGCAGGAACUGUUGUCUCUUGGCAGAACACUUGGCCAUGUGGAAGAUACAUUCAUUCUAGUUUCCAUCCUUUGUUCAACCUCAGUGUUUUCAAAGUUUCAAAUAAAACCAUUUGAGUUGAACCUA
Molecule: messenger RNA, 3853 nt
Organism: Erinaceus europaeus (western European hedgehog)
Lineage: Eukaryota; Metazoa; Chordata; Mammalia; Eulipotyphla; Erinaceidae
Gene: CDCA2
Product: cell division cycle associated 2
Exons: 16
Coding region: 634-3681 (1015 amino acids)
Biological process (GO): regulation of mitotic nuclear division; regulation of chromosome segregation
Cellular component (GO): chromosome; nucleus
Source: RefSeq, a predicted model, not a curated record